AUGUCCUUGGAACGAAUGAGAAAGAGUAUUCAAAUAAUCUUUGGAAUUGAUAAGAAUAAAACGACUAGAGAACCGUUAAUUCAAGAGAGAAUUUAGCAAGAAUUUUUAUUUGAUUCAAAAAUGAAUGAGUAACAUCAAAAUAAAUUCUCAAUGAUGAAUCAAUAAAGGAAGAGAUCUAACUAAUAUUAUUAUGCUUUAGAUAGAUUGAGGACAUUUUAUUAAAAUAAAGCCUAAAAUAAUGAAUAUGAACAAAUUCCUGUCAUCACAUAUCUUGGAGAUAAUACAGAAGUAAUUGGGUUAUUUCAAGUAAUAGAAAAAACUAAAUUUGAAUAUGAAUCAUGCUAGAUGGAAUUAGUAAGAUCGAUUUCAUGA
This is a messenger RNA of Paramecium tetraurelia, 372 nucleotides long. RefSeq lists its product as uncharacterized. The record is from RefSeq and is a predicted model, not a curated record. Lineage: Eukaryota; Ciliophora; Oligohymenophorea; Peniculida; Parameciidae. The transcript has a single exon.